Molecule: messenger RNA, 858 nt
Organism: Trichoplax adhaerens
Lineage: Eukaryota; Metazoa; Placozoa; Uniplacotomia; Trichoplacea; Trichoplacidae
Exons: 11
Coding region: 1-858 (285 amino acids)
Molecular function (GO): protein binding
Source: RefSeq, a predicted model, not a curated record
AUGGAGGAACGAAAAGUUCUGAACUUGAUUUAUGAUUAUUUUGAAAAAAAUAAAUUCUUUAAAAGUUCUAAAACUCUUGUAGAGGAAAGUGGAAUACCGAUCAACAAGGAUAUAAUAAAUAGCACCUUUCCUUUGCAGCAUGUGCUAGACGAAUAUGAAAAUUCCAGUCGAAUCAAUAUUUCUCUCCCAAACGCUUUGCUGUUACCAGGAGAUAACACCUACAUUAACAAGGCUUCUAUGUCUUUAAAUUACAUAACUGAAGGUGAAAACAUUCUCUCAACAAAUUUCUCAGACGAUAGAGAUCUUAUUCUAGGCACUGCUAAAGGAAAGACAAUUCUCAUAAAAAUUCCAGAAUGCAUUGACGGUAUCAAGGAAGAACAGCUUAUAUUAAAUGCUAAUACAUACCACAACCAUAAAGGUGGAGUCUUGGAUGUAGACAUCAAUCCGUGUCGUAGGUUGACGCGAUGUAUCAAUAUGAAUGCUAUUGGUGACAAUUUCGUAAGCUUCACAGCUAUGGACAUAUGUGUGAGCCCAGAUAAUAAUUUUGUAACUGUAGCAACUGACACCAGUCGCAUCAUUUUAUAUGAAAUUAAAACUGGACAGCAGCUAUUAAAUUUCUAUGGAGCAACGAAUGACGGUUUUAGUCAACCCAGACACUGUUGGCACCCGGAUGGUCACUACUUGUAUAGUACAUCUCAGGAUAAUUGUAUCUAUGUCUGGGAAAUAUCUACUCAACAAAUAGUAUCGAAGUUGAAAGUACACACUAACGUAGUGCGUCAUAUAUCUAUCAGUGACAAACUAAAAAUUCUAGUUUCUGGAGGUUACGACGCUACCGCAGUGUUAUGGAAACGUGUCUGA